Zychaea mexicana is the source of this 3010-nucleotide messenger RNA. RefSeq lists its product as uncharacterized. Gene Ontology annotation, molecular function: protein binding; GTPase activator activity. The coding region runs from base 59 to 2683 and encodes 874 amino acids. The record is from RefSeq and is a predicted model, not a curated record. Lineage: Eukaryota; Fungi; Mucoromycota; Mucoromycetes; Mucorales; Lichtheimiaceae. Gene Ontology annotation, cellular component: cytoplasm. The transcript has 3 exons.
CCUGAUACCAGUUUCCCGCCUCUUUCUUUUUCUACUCUUCUUUCUCUUAACAUCAUCGAUGCUACACCAACCGCUCGCAUCAGCAGCGACAGCAGCAGUGAGUACUACCGCUGCUCAUAUCACACCUUGUGGGCGAGGGGCUGGAGCUGCCACUGUUGAACGCGACUGGGGGGAUGGUCCCGCCUUUCGCGCAAAUAUCAGCCAACUCGAGGCCAAAACCAGCACUCUCAAACAAAGCGUCAAACGGAUCCUCAAGACAGCAACAGCGUGCCUUCAAGCACAGCAAGUCCUACUACAGGCUGACCAGCAGUUUACCGCCGCCUUGCGUGAGACUCCGUGCACCGAACCUCUCUUUACGCACUACCUCAAUUCCGCCUGGGACGACAUUCACAAUGAGCGAGAACGGCUACAAAACUCAAUGCAAACACUCCUCAUCGGUCCAUUACAGAAACUGUACGAUUGUGACAUUAAACAAGCUGAGCACAAACGGCGACAGUUCGAAGAAGAGAGCAAAAAGUACUAUGCCAGUCUGUCAAAGUAUCUCGGAGGCAAGAAGAACGAAACUAAAUAUCUCGCCAAGAAAUCUCGCUACGAUAUGAUACGGUUCGAUUAUCACGCAUUUCUAACAGAUCUACAUCGUGGCAAAAAGGAGACCGAGCUCUUGUACCACUUGUUUAGUCUACAAGAACGACAACAUGCCUACUAUACGACGACUGCACAGAAUUUGGAGCGGCAAAAGACUGGGUUGGAACAUAUUGCUGGACUAAUUGCCGACGCUUCACGAGAGCAGGCUAUUGUCAACAAAGAAAGAUCCUCUACUCGUAAAGCUCUGCAAGCUGCAGUGGAUCAGGUUGCAACACAAAAAAAGCAACAGCGACAGCAUAGCGGCGACGGCUUAUCAGCAUCAGCCGCUUCCUCGCCAUCAUCAAUAAAGGAUAAGGACAAAGAAGGAAAGUUUCACGGUAUCCGCGAUCUGCAAUCACCUGGUAACCGCGCAUCAGCUGGACGACGAAAAGAAGGUGUUCUCUUUGCCACAUCAAGACCGCUCAAAGUGAAUGGAUCUGACAGGCCUGCACACGGUGUCACUUGGCAUAAAUACUGGUGCAUCCUCCGUACAGGACAGCUCUGUGAGUACAGUAACUGGAAGCGAAGUCCUGCAGCACAUCGGGAACCUUUAAACCUACGUUUUGCAACUGUCAGAGUAGCCCGUAACACGGAUCGAAAGUUCUGCUUUGAGGUGAUUACCCCACAAUUUCGACGCCUAUAUCAGGCCAUGUCCAAGGAAGAUAUGAACGAUUGGGUUUCGACGAUCAACAACGCCAUCGAAAGCGUCCUGAACGGCGCUGGAAGCACAGCUGAUAUAAACUAUCAAGAUAACACUGCUCCGCGGCGCAACUCGAUUGGAGGUGCAUUCGUCGGUCAUAUCACGUCUGAGGCCAAACGAAAGUUUUACCGUCACUCUAUCGGGCCUGUUAAGCGAGCAUCGUCAGGUUUCAUGGACAUGAACUUCGCUGAAUUAUUACCCGGAUCGCUCUACUUACCAACAACAUUCUCCAACAAGGAAUCUGAAUCAACAACUGAUAGCAGCUUACCGAGUAUACCGUCCUUGGCAACGUCAGCUGCUGCUUUUCCUCCUCUUGCGCCACCUAUGGCUGACGAUGGUACGAAAGCAUCCACAACAACAACAACAAUAACAACAACACAUGCCAAGAAAGAAGGUACCAUACCGCGGCUGUUGCAAAGGUUGUACGAAGCGGAUGUGUCAAACACAAAAUGUGCGGACUGCGGCUCUGAGAACCCCGAAUGGUGCUCUUUAAACUUGGGAAUCCUAUUAUGCAUAGAAUGCUCCGGCAUUCACCGAAGUUUAGGCUCACACCUGUCCAAGGUCAGAUCACUCAUGCUUGACAGCACUUCGUAUACUCCUGAAGUGAUUGAUAUCUUGCUCGCGCUCGGCAAUGCACGCUCGAAUGCCAUUUGGGAUCCACGAAUAUCGACAACCUCUUCUGACAACAGCUCUCAUAUACCAACUAGCAACAGUCCUAGAAGUGACAAGGUUGAUUAUAUCUUUGCAAAGUACCGUGAAAGGACCUAUGUCCGACCAUUCGCACGACCAGCCAAAAACAAGAAUCUCGACAAUCCGCAGAUGCUGCUACUCGAAGCAAUUGAAAAGGAUGACCUAGUUUUGGCUGGUCAUUCAAUUGCACUUGGCGCGGAUCCAAACGUACCUCAUACCGCAUCCACACUGUCAUUAAUCACUAAUAAAGAUAACAGCAGCGGUGAUUACGAAGGCAACAGCGACGAUAACAGCAACCACGAGCCUAAAUACAUCUCACUGCCUGUCCUGGACGCUGAUGGUGAACAAGUGCCCGACAAGUUUCUUACUUUCCCCGUCCCUGAACCUUUUGCUGUUCGUUACCCUCUACAUUUCUCACUUUUGAAAAGACAGCAAGAGAAUAAGAACAAGCAGCUCCCCGAUUUUGUGAUGGCUGAAUUUUUGUUCCAGAAUGGUGCUGAUGCUUUCAUUGUCGACCCGUAUAACGGAUAUCCACUGUCUGAAUUAGUUGGCAUUGGCCACGCCGUUGAUGACAGUGCACUCAUGUACUUCAACCAAAAAAUAACUGCGCGCGGCGCUCGUCGAGUAUGGCGAAGUUCCAUGAAUUCACCUCCGUGUAAAAAAGCAUGAAUUUACAUUUGUUUGUACUACAAGCACCUCUUUCUUCCUCCAUCUUCUUCCUUCUAAAGCUUCACUCGUCUGUUCAUGUCCUUUUCAUUCUACAAGUCUUAUAUUUCUACCCAUUCUUCCCAUACAAUGCCUAUCUACUCAAAUACAGUGUGUUUAAAUAGUAGUAGAUGCACUUUUUAUUACUUAUCAAAUUUUGUAUCUAAAUUUUAAAUAAUAUUAAUUUUAUUACUCUCAUUGACAUUUAUACACAAUCUUUUCGACGUAAGGCAGUAACUAGAGGUGAUACGUUAAUUUAUAUUUAGUAGAUGAUAUACGACCGAUGUCCAG